CUUCCUUGCUGUACAGAUUCCCGUUCUUCUUGGCACGUGGCUAUCUGCACCAGCCCGGGGAUAUGCCGACACCGCUGCAACAUCACCGUGCUCUGUGGCAACAAAUUGGACCAAAGAUCUUAACGCUCUGGCCAACGUUAUACUGCGACCAACGACACCUUGCGGCCCCGGCACAUCAACGGCGUCAACCGAACUUAUAAAAGCCUGCAGUCCCAACGACUUCUUCAGUGGGCAGGAAAGAGCGACUACCAUGCGCACGCUUGACAAUCCGUUCUGCUUCCUUGCUGUACAGAUUCCCGUUCUUCUUGGCACGUGGCUAUCUGCACCAGCCCGGGGAUAUGCCGACACCGCUGCAACAUCACCGUGCUCUGUGGCAACAAAUUGGACCAAAGAUCUUAACGCUCUGGCCAACGUUAUACUGCGACCAACGACACCUUGCGGCCCCGGCACAUCAACGGCGUCAACCGAACUUAUAAAAGCCUGCAGUCCCAACGACUUCUUCAGUGGGCAGGAAAGAGCGACUACCAUGCGCACGCUUGACAAUCCGUUCUGCUUCCUUGCUGUACAGAUUCCCGUUCUUCUUGGCACGUGGCUAUCUGCACCAGCCCGGGGAUAUGCCGACACCGCUGCAACAUCACCGUGCUCUGUGGCAACAAAUUGGACCAAAGAUCUUAACGCUCUGGCCAACGUUAUACUGCGACCAACGACACCUUGCGGCCCCGGCACAUCAACGGCGUCAACCGAACUUAUAAAAGCCUGCAGUCCCAACGACUUCUUCAGUGGGCAGGAAAGAGCGACUACCAUGCGCACGCUUGACAAUCCGUUCUGCUUCCUUGCUGUACAGAUUCCCGUUCUUCUUGGCACGUGGCUAUCUGCACCAGCCCGGGGAUAUGCCGACACCGCUGCAACAUCACCGUGCUCUGUGGCAACAAAUUGGACCAAAGAUCUUAACGCUCUGGCCAACGUUAUACUGCGACCAACGACACCUUGCGGCCCCGGCACAUUAACGGCGUCAACCGAACUUAUAAAAGCCUGCAGUCCCAACGACUUCUUCAGUGGGCAGGAAAGAGCGACUACCAUGCGCACGCUUGACAAUCCGUUCUGCUUCCUUGCUGUACAGGUUGGUGACUGCCCUUCCUUGCACGCUAAACGUACCAGCAAUAUUUGUACGCUGCUCUUCCCCUGCCCACAAGUGUUAGUUUCUACAGUAUGUGAUUGUAUUCAUGUUGUUAAACUUUUGAUGUUAGCAGGCGACAUUGAGUCAAACCCGGGACCAACUGAUACUAAUCCAAAUGCCGAUGUGCUAGCUGCUAUCACUGCCCUGUCUGAAAAAUCGGAUGCCCGUCACAUUGAGUUGAUGGAUACUUUAACACAGCUUAAGGCGAACCAAGUUGAGCUAGAGCAGAAAGUAUGCGACCUUACUAACAGGCUUGCGGCUGUCGAAUCCCAGGUACUGUCGCUGGACAGUGAACGUGUUCCUGCGCUCAACGAUGCCAUAUCCGAAGCAGUUCGUGCGGAGUCAGGUGCAAUGAAUUCACGGCUAGACGAUCUCGAGGAUCGCUCCCGUCGAGAUAACCUGAUUUUUUUCGGUAUCCCGGACACUAGCUCUGAAACAUGGGCAGAAUCUGAAGAACACGUUCGAAAAAUUCUUUCAGAAAAACUGGAUCUAUCUUUUCCCGACGAAAGUAUUCAUCGUGCUCAUAGACUGGGCUCGUACGUCUCGGAGAAAUGUCGACCCAUUAUAGUUAAAUUCGGUUCUCCCAAAUUAAGAGACAAGAUUAUAUCGCAGCGUACGAAGUUCAAAAAUUCCAAAGUAUCAUUCAGUGAAGACUUCUCUCGCGCCACACGCCAGUCGCGCAAAAAGUUGGCUGAUUUCGGUAAGGCUUCGGGAGAGAAGUAUCUCUUGCGAUUGAACCGAUUGUUCAUCAAGAAAAAGUGCUACGUCUAUUGUUCAUCCACCGACCGUGUUUGUGAAGUAGAUAUUGCCGAAAAUCGUUCCAGUGAGAACAGAGGCACAUCUGUUUCGGCUUCCACGAAUACUGUCGGGAGUACCUCGUUCGCCGCUAGUAGUUCAUCGCUGUAGCUAUCUGCUCGCCCGGUGGCUAAACCAAUUUCCUUCCUUUUUACCAAUGUGCGCAGUGUGCGUAAUAAACGUGAUGACCUGUCUUCAGCCAUUGACUCGUGUUCAGCUGACGUUGUUAUCUUAACUGAAACUUGGCUCUCGAGUGAUAUUGCAGACCAUGAAAUCUUUCAAUGUGAAAAAGCUUUCACACUUUUUCGCUGUGAUCGUGUCUCGCGUACUGGUGGCGGAGUGUUGAUCGCCGUACGUGACGGCUUGAGUUGUUGUGUUAUAGAUAUUGCUACUCGUUUGGAAAUCGUGUGUACGCGAGUCACUCUCGGAUAUCGUGAUUUUAUUUUUUGUGUGUGCUAUCGCCCACCCAGUUCGCCCUUAACAUUUCAUUCAGAUCUACAUGAUGUAUUAAAUGAGUUAAUUGUCCGGUUCCCCUCAUGUCCACUCUUCCUUCUUGGUGAUUUCAAUUUUCCAGCAAUUAACUGGCAUGAAUCUCCUCCCUCAUCUGACUGCUCAUCUGAGUGCUCUCUCUUCAUCAACCUCUGUAUGGAUUUUAAUUUUAAGCAACUUGUCCUUCAGCCUACACGAUCUACUGACCAAUCUGCUAACAUUCUUGACCUCCUUCUCACUACUACACCGCGGCUUGUUUCAUGUUUAAGAUAUUUACCUGGUUUGAGUGAUCAUUGCCUCAUUUAUUUUGAAUUGCGCAUAUCUGUUCCCGCUACCAAAACCCCAAAAGUUAUCCGAGACUAUAAAAAUGCUGACUUUGAAUCUAUAAACAGCGAACUAAUGGAUUUUGUCACUGACUUCAUUCCAAGUGUCCACACGCGCAACAUUGAUGAAAAUUGGACCUUAUUCAAAGAUAAAGUCAAUUUUUUAAUUAAUGAAUUCAUCCCUCAGAAACGCAUUAUAUCUAACUCUCAUGCCCCGUGGUUUAACGCGCGUCUGCGGCGCCUACUGAACAAGAAAAAAAGGCUAUUCCGGCGGGCCAAAGCAACUCAAACGGCCGAACGCUGGCACGCUUACGCCACCGCUGAGACGGAUUAUAAACAAACUUCGUAUGAAGUAAAGCAAAAUUUCUACCAGCACACGCUCCCGCUCCUUCUUAGAGAUAAUCCGAGGAAAUUUUGGAAUGUGGUCAGCGGGAAUAAGCCGAAUACAAUAGAUCUUUGCGAUAAUCACAACACUCCAAUACACCAGACCGAUUGCU
Molecule: messenger RNA, 3281 nt
Organism: Dermacentor albipictus
Lineage: Eukaryota; Metazoa; Arthropoda; Arachnida; Ixodida; Ixodidae
Biological process (GO): retrotransposition
Cellular component (GO): ribonucleoprotein complex
Molecular function (GO): single-stranded RNA binding
Source: RefSeq, a predicted model, not a curated record